Molecule: messenger RNA, 2325 nt
Organism: Coprinopsis cinerea okayama7#130
Lineage: Eukaryota; Fungi; Basidiomycota; Agaricomycetes; Agaricales; Psathyrellaceae
Exons: 9
Coding region: 1-2325 (774 amino acids)
Source: RefSeq, a predicted model, not a curated record
AUGGCCUUCAUGACUGUCUACCAAGGCAAUGACGGUCCCCCUGGUCAUCCUCGCUACCCUCUUACUGCGCCUUACUCCUGGCGGGCCUGGGCUGAACCAGUCCACCGAAAUAUGGGCAUUCGUCGAAUGAUGAACAUCGUCUUCACCGACCCCCAGAUGGCUAUCUUAAGGUUGACCCGUCCAAUCGUUCCUUCGACGGACGCUGAGAUGCCGUUCCUCAUUCCUCGUCGCCUUCGUGACAACACUUUACGAGGCUGGCGACUCAUUUCUCCUCCAGCGUUGCCUAUGGAUUGGGCCACUUGGAGGGCAGAUCCUCACUAUCAACACUGGCACAUCUAUAUCGAUGUGGCCGUUUCUUUUGAAGAGGCCUUGGCCAAGUACAGGCGGGAGCGAGCUGCAUGGCUCGCUGACCACACUUCGCCUCCUCCUGGUACCCCUGUUAUUCGUCAUCCUCACCCUCAACUUCCUCGUCUUACUGUUCGUCCUCGCAAUUUUCCGCCUGGCGUUGUUCUACCGCCCACUGCUCUCCUUCGAGGAGAGGGACGCGACUCUGCGCCUGCUUCCCUCUCGCCCUCUGGUACUUCGAGUCUGGAACGUCAAGUCUUUGGUACCAGCGCGUCGGUCUCCCAGGCGGCUCCUGCUUCUUCGGUGCCUCCUGUGUCUACUCUGGACGAUCGUCGUUCCGUGUCGUCCUCUGUAGUCGCGUCGGGUACGGGUCUUGACGACGGGGACGCUGUCGACGAACUCGACCCUUCGCCUAGCGGCGAAGACGUGCAUCAAGAGGCUCCUCGAACCCCUCGUCGAUCUCGCUCCCUUCAGGUGUCUCCUAAGACGCCCAAGACGCCCGGCAUCCCUCCUAUCCCUGCGACUCCUUCCUCUGCGAGGAAAAUCGUUCCUAUUCCUGGUCAACCCGCCGUCUACGGUCCUUCCUCUUUCCCUCGUGCUCCUAAAGGUCCUCAAGCAAGUACGCGCUAUACCGGCACUGGCCCGCGCAACCUUGAGUCGAUCGAUGGAGAGCUUUUCCAUCCCCCUUCCGUUGGUUUCAACCCGAUCGUCCGCCGGGAUGGCGUUGACGAUCCUACGGGUUUCCUGUCCCAAGGGAGGGACACCACUCCUCUCGAGCUUCAGUUCUCACAGAGGACUGGCUCCCUCCUUAAGGGCUCCCCUUCCUCUUCGUCUUCCUCUUCUUCGUCUAACUCUGAAGGAGGCUCGUCGGAUGCUAGAGACGAUGCGUCUCGCUCCUCGAGCAACCCCUUCGUCGGGUCCCUUCGUCGCAACAUGCCUACUGCGCAACGUCAGACUACCGACCUCCGCAACAUCCUUUACCAGAACCUCACAGGUAUCAUGGGUUCCCGGCGGUUGUUGUCCGACCAUGCCUUGGUUGUGGGCCCCUGCGCUAGGUGUGCCUUCUUAGGCAUCCCUAGGUGUGAGUACCGUGGUCCUGGUCUUAGCUGCGGCAACUGCGGUCGAGCGGACAAGCCAUGUCCGUUUUCGUUGAACAUCGACGCUCGUCGCGGCCUUCGCAACCAGCUGGCGGGUGCAGCUGAGGGAUCUUCUCAUUACAUUGACCACUGUCAUUCGCUCAAUCAGUACCUCACCCACUCCCUCCACCUUUACGAGCUUCACGCUCGUCUUCUCUCGGCCAUCUAUCGUUUGGAAACGUCUGAGGGACCCGAGGCCAUCGUCGUCGAGUUUUUCAACAACGACUUCGAUGCGUACCUCGAGUUUCGCUCAAUGUUUACCUUCGAUAAUUUCCUCGUGGGCGCCGACGGUAGCACCGUCAACAAGGCCGAGCUUGUCCAGCGUAUGGACGAGCUCUUCACCCGUUCGCGUCGGGCCUCCGGCGUACCCAUCCCUGACGACGAACUCCUGCCUACCGUCGCCAACCCUCCUCACGCUCCUUACGUCUUUGGUUCGUUCAUUGCGCAGGAGUUCCCGAUGGCCAAGGACGGCCGUCUCUGGUCCCCGUCGCAACUCGAUCGUCCUCUCGACGACGAGUUCGACGAUUUCCUCGAUCAAGACGCGUCCUCUCCUCCCGCGUUCGACCCUCUUGUCGACCCGGCGGACGGUGGUCCCGCUCCGAACGACGAAGAUGACUUCUACGACGAUCGUACUGGCGUAGCUCCCAGUGCUGACGUUAUCAUUGGGGACUCUCUUGGUCUCUUUUCGUCAGAGGAGUCUCCAGAGUGGCCAGGCAUCGAGGGUUCGGCGAUGAACGUCGACGAGAGGUCUAGCUCGGCCCUCUCCUCUGCUCGUUCUGGUGGUGGCGCCUCGUCCUCGAACUCAAGCGACGAGGGAGACCUUUCUGACUCCCCUGAAUACUAA